This is a messenger RNA of Ictalurus punctatus (channel catfish), 3620 nucleotides long. RefSeq names its product phosphatidylinositol 4,5-bisphosphate 3-kinase catalytic subunit gamma isoform. Gene Ontology annotation, biological process: phosphatidylinositol-3-phosphate biosynthetic process; phosphatidylinositol-mediated signaling; phosphatidylinositol 3-kinase/protein kinase B signal transduction. Gene Ontology annotation, cellular component: phosphatidylinositol 3-kinase complex, class IB; phosphatidylinositol 3-kinase complex, class IA; cytoplasm. The record is from RefSeq and is a predicted model, not a curated record. The transcript is spliced from 10 exons. Gene Ontology annotation, molecular function: 1-phosphatidylinositol-3-kinase activity; 1-phosphatidylinositol-4-phosphate 3-kinase activity. Lineage: Eukaryota; Metazoa; Chordata; Actinopteri; Siluriformes; Ictaluridae. The coding region runs from base 67 to 3441 and encodes 1124 amino acids.
AUGAGGAAGUAGAAACCCACACGGCAAACAUCCCCAUUACACUGAACUCACUGUAAGGGAAAUGAUAUGCACAUACUCCAGAGACGGACUGACAAAAUCGCAGGUAUGGCGAUGAAAUCGCAGAAAUGUCAGCAAAAAGUAUCUACAUCUAAAGUAACUUCUGAACAUCUGCACUGCGCUGAGCACAGCCUGGUGUUUAUGUGCAAGUUACCCACCCGGGAGGGACCUCAGGUUGCAAGGGUACAAGAAGCUGUAGAAGUGAAACUCCCAGCCCAGUGCACUGUAGAGCAGCUUCGCCUGGUGCUUUGCAUGUGUGUACAGGAGACCAAGAAGUUCCAAGAUCCAUUCGGGCUUCUUGAUCCUGAAAAGUAUAGUCUAUUGUACACGAAGGGGGAAGAUCAAUAUGAAAUUUAUGAUGACUGUCAGGUGUUGAAAACGCUGGAUGCACCCUGGUUUCAAAACAAUGAGGGAUACCAAACAGUCCAGAUUACAGUAUUGGCAAAGCAGGAUAACCCGGAGGAGAGGAUGGAAUACCAGCAGAUUCUAACUGAACUAAUCGGUUAUGAUUUUGACUGCGCAGCAGGCAAUCGUUUGAGUGAGCUGAUUUUCACACGCAGAAAGUUUGCCACACCACGUAAGGAAGAAUUACAACAGCGAGAUCCUGUGGCUUAUGCUACAGAGCCUUGGACAACUUCUGCACCAAUUCCAAAAGAGCAGCAAGAUCAACUCAAAUGCAAGCUAUCAAUAAUUCUAUAUCACAAUGAUAUAAGUGUGCAUGUUAAAGCUGAUUUGUUUAAUACUCCUAGUGACCUCCUUUUGGCUCUUUGGGAAUCAAUGCCAUCAAAAGACCAAUGUUUUUUAAAAUGGUCAGCUAAUCAUGUUCUCAAAGUCUGUGGCAGAGAGGAGUUUCUCUGUGGAGAUUUCCAACUUUCAGACUUUCUCUGGGUCAGACACUGCCUGAAAAACGUGAAGGAGCUUCACCUCAAAGUGGUUUCCAUAGCCUCGCUUCCAGAUGAUACAGUAAGAAAGGAAUACUGGCCCCAGGUUGACAGUCUUACGGGUCUCUCUAGUUCCCAUGAGGAAAUCUCAUAUAAGGGGAAAGAAAUGGAAGAAAUUGUAAUAAUAUCCCUUUGGGAUUGUGAGAGGAACUUACGGGUGAAGCUCCUUGGGUUUGAUAUUCCUGAGUUGCCAAACAAAACCCCUCAGUAUAUUUACGUAGAGGCUUCAAUUAUUUAUGGCAGUAAGGUGGUAUCAUCAGUUUGUUCCUCACCAAAGGAAUUUGUAGAAGAGGUCUUGUGGAACACUUGGUUGGAGUUUGAUCUCCCUCUGAAAGAUAUCCCUUGUGGAGCUAAACUAGGCUUCACAAUUAAUGCCAGUAGUAUGGAUACAGCCCCCACUAGAGAAUCCAAGUCCUCUUACCCUGGAUACAAAGUUCCAGAUUACCAGAAAGGAAAAGGCAAAGUAUUAUAUUUUGUAAACCUUCAGUUGAUUGACCACAGAUCUCUCCUAAGCCAAGGGUCCUACACAUUGCAUAUGUGGUCCUUCCCAGAACAGGAAGAAGAAGCAUUCACCUAUGAGGCAGAUAAACUCUCUACUGCCACCAACCCUGAUGUGGCCAAAUCCAUGGCAAUCACAUUUCUACUUGAUCGCUACAGUUUCCCUGUUGUGCUACCCCAUAGCAGGGUGUCAUCCAACAUCACACCUUCUACUGUAUUAUCUACUUCAACCAAUCCCAGCUCUACUCUUCAUGUAACAGCAUCCAGCCAAUCCUUGCCAGGUCAUAUGACUUUGAAAACAUACUCUUUAAACAAUUAUUCCCUAAAAAUGUUCAGAGAAGAGAGUGUUCGUUAUGCUUCAAACCUUCCUCAGUUUCUUCGCACAGUAGACUGGUUGAAGCCCAGUGCUGUACAGGAUGUUCACUGGCUACUGAGUCACUGGGAGCCUGAUGACUUGGAACUACCUGUUGCUUUGGAGCUGCUUAGUGUUGAUUACACAGAUGAGAAGGUUCGAAGGUUGGCUGUCCAAAGAUUGGAGAUGAUGUCCAAUGAGGAGGUGCUAAGAUACCUACUGCAGCUAGUACAGACCCUCAAGGUAGAACCAUACCAUGACAGCUAUCUGGCAAGAUUCCUAAUUCAACGGGCACUCAGGAGCAAGCGAGUAGGACACUUCUUCUUCUGGUACUUGCGGAGUGAGGUCGCAGGUUGCCCAUUUUUCCGCCAGCGUAUGGCGGUCAUAUUGGAAGCGUACCUCCUGGGCUGUGGUGAGGCUAUGCUGAUGAGUUUACAGCAUCAAGUUCAAGUUGUCAAGAUCCUCCAUGAAGUGGCUAUCAGGGUGAAAACAAUGUAUCCAGAAAAAAGUACUCUUUCACCCUUAGGUAAUAAGCACACAGUUUAUUUCAAAAUUCAUAAUAAAAUGAAUGUAAUUCUUACUGCUGUCUCUCUUGUGUCAGCUGCUCAGAAACUUCAAGAAAUACUGCAGGAGUAUAGUUUUCCUCCUGAAUUCCAGGUGCCUUUUGAUCCAAGGGUCAGGGCAGGUGCAUUACUUCUGAAGGAGUGUAAAGUGAUGGCUUCCAAAAAGAAGCCCCUCUGGCUUGAGUUCUCCCAUGUGGAGUCAGAGGCUUCAGCUGGUUGUCCAGUGGGUAUCAUCUUUAAGGAAGGCGAUGACCUCAGACAGGACAUGCUCAUCAUUCAGACACUGAUGGUGAUGGACUCAAUUUGGCAGGAAAACUGCUUGGAUCUCAACCUGAUGCCCUAUGGCUGUAUCUCAACAGGAUAUCAAAUAGGUAUGAUUGAGAUUGUGAGAGAUGCUGUUACCAUUGCUGCUAUUCAGAGGAUUCAAGGUGGGACAACAGGAGCAUUCAAAAAUAACGCCCUGUUUGAGUGGCUCAAGGGAAUGUGUCCCCUACAGGAGAAGCACUAUCAAGCAAUGGAGAAGUUUGUCACUUCAUGUGCUGGAUACUGUGUGGCCACAUAUGUGUUGGGCAUUGGUGAUCGGCACAAUGACAAUAUAAUGAUAACAAACCAAGGGAAUCUGUUCCACAUUGAUUUUGGACACAUCCUGGGCAACACCAAGAGCUUCUUGGGUGUGAGCAGAGAGAGGGUCCCCUUUGUCCUCACUCCUGACUUUCUGUAUGUUAUGGGUAGAGUGAAUAAACAUUCAAGCCUCUACUUCCAGAGGUUUAAGGACACUUGUAUACAGGCCUACUUGUCUCUGCGCUCUCAGUCCCGCCUGCUGGUCACACUCUUCUCCCUCAUGUUGCUGACGGGAAUCCCCGAGCUCAGCACAUCACAGGACAUGCGCUACCUACGUAAUGCGUUACAGCAAGACCAGAAUGAGGAAGAGGCACGGCAGCACUUCCUGCAGCAGAUUGCUUUAUGUGAGCAAAAGGGCUGGACUGUUCAGGCUAACUGGUGGAUCCACCUGAUGGCUGGCAUCAAGUAAACUGAAGGAUCAAUUGAUGGGAUUUUGAUGUCUGAUGUGUUGUUGUUUUUUUUUCCUUUUGGAUUGCAUAGUGCAUUUAUAUGUUUACUUUGGCAUGUGUUGUUCAAUGUGUUGUUCAAAGUGUCAUUCAAAAAGUCUUGAUAACUAGCACUAAUGAAUAAACUGGUGUUUAUAUACAA